AUGUCACGAACUCCGCACAGCCACCACGACAACGAGCUGCAAAUAUUGCCAUCGGCUGAGACGGAGGACAUUGAGGACUACUCAUCGAUCUAUGGCUCAUGGGACGGCGAAGCCGAGGCCGGGGUCGAGUCGGAGCUGGCGGCUCGGGCGGCGGGGCCAGCAGGAGCGAGCUCGCCGGACCUGCAAGUCCGUGUCAAUGCGCAUGAUGCGGCAGCGGCGGCGGCAGCGGUCGGUGGUGCGGCAAACACCAUCGCUGAGGCCAUGCUCCGCAACCGGCGCAAAGCCAAUGCCAGCUACCGCUAUGCUACCGACCUCAACGCGUCGAUCUCGGGCACGACGGCGGUGCAGGCGAUUCGGACGCGGGCGCGGGGAAUGUCGUCGGAAUCGAUGACUUCGGCUGAUGUCGCGCAGCCAGCCUCAUCGCAGGGGGCGCAGCCGAUCUCGCCGACCUCAGCGAACGCGCCGCUCCCAACACCCGCUCCGCCUAUUCCGCCGCCGCCGCCGCCGCCGCUGCCGCCGCCGGACGCGUGGGCCGAGCUCCUCCCGCGCGACCGGCGAAUGAUCCGCAAGCAUGACCGGGUUAAGCGAACGCCGAUGCUCGGCAUUCCGCUCAUCAUGCCGAUGGAGACACAGAUGUUCACGCCCGGCUUUAUCCGGGCGUUCCUCUCGGUGCCGCUGGCAGCGCUGGCGACGUUUGCAUCGAUUGCGUUUGCGCUCGCCGGCCUGGUGGUGGCGCUAACGCCAGCACACGAGCAGGCGUACGCGCUUCCGCUCGAGCACGGCAUGUGGUUCUGGUCGGCGGCACUCGCCGGCUGGGUGGUCAUGCGGCUCCUCAUCACGGUGACCUACAACGUGCUCAAGCCGCGGUUCUACCUCACGUUUACCUUCUACCUCUUUGAGGGCGCACAGCUUGAUCUGACCUCAGUCUGCUGGGCCAUCACGCUCCUCAUUGUCACGCCCACGGUUGUCGACUCGGGCACUGAGGCGCGGCUCCGAACGCUGCUUGUGGACAUUCAGCUGAUGGUGCUCUUUGUCUUUCUCGCCCACCUCAUCAAGUUUGCCAUCGAGCGCGUGUACCUCGAGCACAUUCACUUUGAGUUGUUUGGCGCAGAGCUCGAGCAGCACGUCAAGAACGAAGAGAUUGUGUGCAAGCUGACAACAUGCUGCAAGAGGGCCAAGGAAAAGUGGAUGACGCCGGUCAUGCCGCCGCACACCCACGACCUGCACAAAACGAUGCGGGCGCUGCUCGGGCAGGUCCUCUCGGACGAUUUGCAUCUCUUCUCCGAGGGUGAGAAGCGGCAGGCGUCGGCUGUGCGGGCGGCGGACUUGAUGGAGAAUCUCGACCGCAACGACAAGGGCUACUUCAACCUCGCGGACUUGGAGCGGGUGAUGGACCAUCCGGAUGCGGUGCGGGCCAUGUCGAUGUUCGCGGCGUCGCGACGGAUCAACCUGGCAACGCUCGAGGUCGACUACGACCUUGCGGUCUCGACCAUCUUUGACAUUUUCCAGUCGCGCGAGACGACGUACCGCAUGCUGCGCGACCGCGGGCAGGUUGCCUCGGUCCUGCACGCCUUUACCGGAGCGCUCUUCUGGUCACUAGUCUUUUUCUUCAUCCUCUCGUUCCUCGGAGUUGACGUCCUCCAGGUCCUUCUCCCGCUCCUCCUCGGUCUCGCGUUUAUCUUUGGCUCGUCAGCGCAGGCGGCGUGGCAGUCAUUCCUGUACAUCUUUGUGGUUCGGCCGUUUUUCACCGGCGAUCGGUUCACGCUCGAAGGCUACCCGACGCUCAUUGUGGACUCGAUCUACCUGUUCACGACCGAAGCCCACUCUCCGGACGGGCGGCAGUUUAUCAUCCCCAACUCGAUGCUGUUCACCUCUGUGCUCACCUCGUACAAGCGGUCGAAGGACUACGCCAUCAACGCGACCAUCAACAUGGACUCGCACGUGACGGCCCAGCAGGUCGCCGACAUCGAGGCCCGGGUCCUCCGCUUCUUCUUUGACGACAACUCGGCGCCGUGGAACACCGACAACUUUAUGGUUUGGGUCGACUCGAUCGAGAACUCGGCCAACAAGCUCACACUCAAUGUGUGGAUCGGCCUCCUCGGCGUCUCCUGGCAGAGGCCGGCCCGAUUCCUCGUCCCCAAGUCGCGUCUUCUCCUCAAGCUGCAAGAGAUUCUCAUCGACUUGGGCAUCACCUUUGUCCAUCCCACCCAGCCGAUCGUCCUCGAGUCGUCUUCGAUUCCGCGGAUCAAAUCUGAUUGA
Molecule: messenger RNA, 2259 nt
Organism: Thecamonas trahens ATCC 50062
Lineage: Eukaryota; Apusomonadida; Apusomonadidae
Exons: 2
Coding region: 1-2259 (752 amino acids)
Biological process (GO): monoatomic anion transport; transmembrane transport
Cellular component (GO): plasma membrane
Molecular function (GO): mechanosensitive monoatomic ion channel activity
Source: RefSeq, a predicted model, not a curated record